Messenger RNA from Brachypodium distachyon (stiff brome), 1404 nucleotides. RefSeq names its product josephin-like protein. Lineage: Eukaryota; Viridiplantae; Streptophyta; Magnoliopsida; Poales; Poaceae. The record is from RefSeq and is a predicted model, not a curated record. Gene Ontology annotation, biological process: protein deubiquitination. Gene Ontology annotation, molecular function: cysteine-type deubiquitinase activity. The coding region runs from base 251 to 850 and encodes 199 amino acids. The transcript is spliced from 2 exons.
UUCUGUUUUUGUAGGGGACGGUGUGCCGGCGUCACGAUCUGGCGAAACCCCUGCCUUUUCUGUUUUGUACCUAGUGUUGCGUCGACGAGGUUCCUACUCGGCUCCCAUCGAGGCGGCGGCGGUACAAAUUCCGUGUUAGUUUGGCGCGGCGGAGAGGACGGGGAACGAAUCCGCUGCGGCCCUGCCGCUCCCUUCUCUAAUCUGCGGCUAAAAAAAAACCAACCCCGCCUGCCACUUCAAUCGCAGCGGCAUGGAGCCGGGAGCCAAAUCAGAAGCAAACCAAAACGAGGAAGGAUCAGGUGCGGUGGGAAGCAGCGGCGGCAGCAGCAAGGUUUACCACGAGAGGCAAAGGAUGCAGUUCUGCCUCCUCCACGCCCUCAACAACCUUAUGCAGGAAAAGGAAUCUUUCACCCGAGCUGAGUUGGAUGGUAUUUCUGAAAAUCUUGUUCUUACUGAUCCGAACAAGGACAAAUGGACUCCUCUAUCAUUGAUUUUUAAGCCACACCACAAUGCAUUAACUGGGAACUACGACGUAAAUGUACUUAUCACAGCGUUAGAAACUAGAAAGACAAAUGUAGUCUGGCAUGAUCGUCGAAAGGGGGCAUCUUCAAUAGAUUUGGAUGCAGGAGCACUGGUUGGUCUGAUGAUCAAUGUGCCUGUCAAGAGGUUGAGGGGGCUCUGGACCGGCAGGCAUUGGGUGGCAAUUCGGAGCAUUGAUGGUAUCUGGUUUAACUUGGACAGUGAUUUUUCUUCACCCAAGCAGUUUCAGGGCAAAGAACAACUAAUUGAGUUUCUGGACAGCAUUCUCAGUCAAGGUGGAGAACUCAUGAUCGUGCUGCGAGACGAAUAAUUGUACUGCUUCAACAGUGAAAGCACCUCCUCCGCGAUUUGUUGUCUUGUGUUCCCCAUACUUCUGAAUUGGCAAUCAUGAUGGGAUCACAUGCAUCUGCAACAGCAACUUCUCCGAAGACUUGCAACCUUAUUGGUAAGAAUCACGGGCAGGGCCUAUAGGGGUGAAGAUACAUGGAAUGUUCAAUUUGCCAAACUAUACAUCAGUGUCCUUCUGCUGUUGGCACAGUGCAUCGCACUCCUGUUUGAUUGAUUGUUGUUGCGUAUAUCAAAUGUUGGACAGUUAUCUGCAGAUAUAGCGCAUGCUUGGCAAUGGGCUUGUAAGCUUUGCGGUGAGCAACUGAGCAUACGUGAAACUGUUUUCUCUGUGCUGGGAGAAUUGUUAUCCUGUACGCAGAAUUUCCUGUUUGUUAUCCUGUACGCAGAGAUUUUUUUUUCUUUCGAACCGGAGUCAUUAAUUAAGCAGAAGAGAGGGCCCAGUUAAUUCUCAGAAAACCGGGCAAAAACCUUUGUGUGUUGUUUUUUUUAGGCGUUGGUGUGAUGUGUUGGGGCUUC